ACACAGAAACAGACACACGUACAGACAGACCGAGAGCCAGACCGAGGUACUCACAGAGUCGCAGAGUCACAGAGGACGAGGAGGAAGCCAACGAGACCCAAGGCACAGUCGCCCACACCAUCAGACCCCGUCUGAGAACCGUCACCGCCUCGACUCCGUGACCUCGAUCCCUGAGGGAUUGAUCGUUUCUCCCAUUGAGCCAUCCCAACGGCCUGUCAACUGACUGGUGAGUGUCGUGAGGGCUUGGCCUGGCCUAGAUGAUACACGUCCCUGUGUUGGCUCCGAAGAUCGGGUCGAUUGACGCCAGAGCUCAGUGGGGGUUGGGGUGGCAGUGUUGAGCCGCCCGGCAGGCAUCAGGGUCCGAUUGGCCAGUGAGUGGGCCUAGGGCCAGAUUGAGGUGGAUUCCCGCUCACCAUGGCCUCGUCCGAGGUGAGCGAGGUCACCGAGGUCUUCAGUGUCUUUCCCGAUGACGAUUUAACCCCGGUGUUGGAUGAUGAAGAUGCCAUUAGCGGGAUGCUCAAUGGCACCCACCAUCAUCAUCAUCAUCAUCAUCACCAUCAUCACCACCACUCUUCGAAUCAUCAUGGAUCCACGGAUCCGGAUGCGCCCUCAUCCGUGAUUUACGGAGGGGGGCACGACAUGAUCAUCGGUGGGACCGAGUCGGCCGAUCUUCCUUCAACCGUGGAUGAGGACCAUGAGGAGGAGGAAGACGAGGACGAUGAAGAAGAGGAGGAAGAGGACGUGGAUGAUAUUGACCUUGGGCCCGUUUCCGCCUUUGGCGGCGGGCCCCAUCUUCAUUCUCAGCCCCACCAUCUCCCGCCCGAUGUGGAUUCGGACGAUCCGGAUGAGAACGAACAUUCUUUGGAUGCUUUGCCCCCGGUUCAACUUCAGUCACCCUCCAUUAUCGCCCGGAACAAUCACCGACGAGUGGGCCCCGUUCAGCCCGCCCCGCCCAACGAGUUCAGUUUGAGCUCACGGGUCACGUCAUCCUCGUCGGUCUCGCCCGCCUCGUCUUUGGUCAAUCGAUCCGGAGUAAACGGGAAGAAACGCCUGCCCGUAACCUUGGUUCGGGGAUCCCCGCGUGUUAGUCAAACCGGAGGUGGAUUCACUCAUCUCACGAGUGGGGCGCCCGAUGGGCGUAGUCCGAGUGCCAACCGCUUGAAUUCGUCCAAGAAUCACCACCGUGCUGACAAUCACGGGGGUGAUAUCUCGAUUGGAUGGCAACAAAAGCAAGUGUCGAUCAAAACGCUGGAAGGCGAAUUCUCUGUCACCAUGUGGGCCUCCGGCGUUGAUGAAGAUGACGACAAAAAAGACGACUCGAAUAGUGGCGGAGGCGUCGAUGUCAGCAGUUCGGGGGUGCUAGAUGAUCUUAACUCGAAUGAUGAAGCAGAUCCCGACUACACCGAGUACAUGACAGGCAAAAAGUUGCCCCCGGGAGGAAUCCCCGGCCUCGAUCUCUCCGAUCCCAAACAAUUGGCAGAGUUUGCUAGGAUAAAGCCGAAGCGACAAUCGGGCGAUGAUGUUCCUCGCACUAUAGCCUGCCCUCACAAGGGAUGUACAAAGAUGUUUCGUGACAACUCUGCCAUGCGGAAACAUCUCCAUACCCACGGUCCUCGUGUCCACGUUUGUGCCGAGUGUGGGAAGGCCUUUGUCGAGAGCUCGAAACUGAAACGCCACCAACUCGUCCACACGGGAGAGAAACCCUUUCAAUGCACAUUCGAAGGCUGUGGGAAACGAUUCUCUCUGGACUUUAACCUUCGUACCCAUGUCCGAAUACAUACGGGUGACCGGCCUUACGUCUGUCCAUUCGAUGGAUGCAAUAAGAAAUUUGCCCAGUCCACUAAUCUCAAAUCUCACAUUCUCACCCAUGCCAAACAAAAGAGUCUUCAUCAUCGUCAAGACAGCCUUGGAAAUGGAAGUGACGUCAGGAUAUCGCCGAUAGCUUUCCAUUAUACCACCAAAGGCUCAGGUCUGCCCAAUAUUGGCGAUGAGGAAGAUCAAGACGAAGAGCAAAUACUUCAACAACAACAACCACCACCAUUUGUAGUCUACACACAGUGAAACAUAGAUCCUCGUGCCUCAAUCGGAGUCCCCGCCAACUUAGACAUUCAGUGUUAUGGUUUAAUGCAUGGACAGAUCAACUAAAAGACAAUCUAGAAAAUUUGUGCAUUGUGAGUGAAAUGUCUAUUCUCAAAGGCUCAAUCUCCCCCACACACGCUUACCGGAGGAAGGCCUCAUCUUUGUCUGAACGAGAAUUGUCAAGCUAUCUGAUUGUCCCACUCCUCCUGUUCCCGCUCUCUCCGUUUGAGAGCGAAACUACUAUAUAACUACGCAUUCACAGGAAGAUUUUGAGGGUAGACAUAGGUUCUAUGAUAUUCUCGAAAAUACAUUCAUACAAACAUC
Messenger RNA from Tigriopus californicus, 2403 nucleotides. Its product is annotated as transcriptional repressor protein YY1-like. The coding region runs from base 415 to 2061 and encodes 548 amino acids. The transcript is spliced from 4 exons. Gene Ontology annotation, cellular component: PcG protein complex; transcription regulator complex. Gene Ontology annotation, biological process: regulation of transcription by RNA polymerase II. Gene Ontology annotation, molecular function: RNA polymerase II cis-regulatory region sequence-specific DNA binding; DNA-binding transcription factor activity, RNA polymerase II-specific. NCBI's taxonomy places the organism in Eukaryota, Metazoa, Arthropoda, Copepoda, Harpacticoida, Harpacticidae. The record is from RefSeq and is a predicted model, not a curated record.